This is a messenger RNA of Rotaria sp. Silwood1, 957 nucleotides long. Lineage: Eukaryota; Metazoa; Rotifera; Eurotatoria; Philodinida; Philodinidae. The record is from the annotation of a GenBank genome assembly.
AUGAUACAUCUCGUUACUAUUGUGAUUGUUAUAUGUUUGUCUAUUGCUAAUGGACAAGAAUGUCAUGCGACGUUUGAUCAAUCUAUCGUUGGCUAUUGCUCAUUGGCAGACAAAUGUCAAGGAACAUUAUUGUUCAGUGAUAUUUGUGAACGACAACUUUGUUGUAUCUCUGGACAAGCACCGGCAGCUUCACCAGUAUGUGUUAAAGGAGGAGAAUUUAAUGCUUUAUACAGUACACCUCGUGCCGGAUUCUUGCGCAGAGUCUUGAACCGUGCAAUCAAUCAAGCAGAAAUUUGCGACAACUGUCAUGCAAAAGCUGCCUUUUUAGCUAUAUCAGCUGCAAUGACAAAUAACUUUACAAGUGAUGAAGUGAUUGGUACUGAUGCACAAUUCAAUGAAGAUGAUAAUAAAUAUGGUAAUGAUCGACCGGGUGAUGGAUCGCGAUUUCGUCGAAGGGGUUUCUUCGGUCUUCGAGGACGACAAAUGUAUCAACGAUUGCAGACGCUCAUGCCACAGUAUCAGAGUGUAAGCAAACCAGAAUCAGUGGCCAUAGUUGAAAAUGCAAUGGAAAUUGCUGCGCGACAAUGGAAGAAUCCGAAUUUGUUGAAUGAAACAACUUUGACACCAUACGCUGACGGCACGUUUUAUGGAUUUUUGAUGCUAUGGUACAAAUUAGAUGGAGAUAUUUCUCAAUUGGCUGAUGCAGUGAAACAAUAUUUGAAAUUUCUUCGUGCGAUGGAUUGUGAUGAUAAUCUCAAUCUCGGUGAAAGACCGCAAUGUCGUUACAAUGAAACACAUUAUGGUUACUGUACACCUGAUUGCAUAACAGGUCUUGAAGAUUUUGGAGAGUAUUGUGGCUGUCGUGAAACAUUCAAAGAAGUUUUGUAUCCUUCACAAGCGUCACAAGAUAAUUGCACAAAUUUAUUAUUAAAAGCCGGAGUUCGUCUACGUGAUUAA